UCCCCCGUUCACACUCUCUCCCCGCCCCCCGUACGAAACCCUAGGCCGCGGCGCGCCGCGCCGCCCCAAAACCCCGCGGCCGACGGUGGCUCCCGCAUGGACCCCGCCGCGCCGGACCCCGACGGCGGCGGCCUCCCGCCGCGCGGAUCCGACGCCGCCGACGUCGCCGGCAACACGUGGGACCUCGCCCCCUUCUCGCCGCCGCCCGCUGCGCUCCGCGGCGGCGAGCUCUACAUCUACCGCAACGCCUACAACCUGGUCCCGCGCUCCAUCGGCGAGUGCCGCGGGGGGCUCAGGGCGCUCAAGUUCUUCGGCAACGACGUCGAGGUGCUGCCCCCGGAGGCCGGGGACCUGGACGGGCUCCAUAGCCUCCAGCUCAAGGUCUCCGCGCCCAGGGUCUCCGGGGCCGUGCUCCGGCGGAUGCGGGCGCUCAGGGAGCUCGAGCUCUCCAUGGUGCCGCCCAGGCCCUCCGCCUGCUCCAUACUCGUCGAGAUCGCCGGCCUCAAGUGCCUCACCAAGCUCACCAUCUGCCACUUCUCCAUCAGGUUCCUCCCCCCUGAGAUUGGUUCCCUCAGGAAGCUCCAAGAACUUGAUCUGUCUUUCAACAAGCUGAAGAACUUGCCUAACUGGAUAACCGAGUUGCGGGCCCUGAAAUUCCUCAAAGUGACUAAUAAUAAGUUGGUAGAUUUACCAUCAGGGAUCUCUUCUUUGAGAUGUCUUGAAAGCCUUGACUUAUCGAACAAUAGAUUGACAUCCCUUGGAUCAGUUGAACUAGUCUCUAUGCUUACACUGCAGUAUCUUAAUCUUCAGUUUAAUAGGAUUUCCCAUUCUUUUAUGAUACCCUCUUGGGUAUGCUGUGACAUGAGGGAAAAUGGUGAAAUUCCUUUGAAGAGUGACAAGCUACAACGUCUAGGUAUCGCAAACAUAAACAGAUCAGCAGAACCUAGACCUGCAAGUCAUGCUUGCAAUGGCGUGCUCUCAUGCUCACCCACAGAUAUUUCCCCCAAUUUAAAAGCUCAUACCGCACAGAAAAUGAAGAAGGGCUGGAAGCGACGGGAUUGCCUGCAACAGCAGGCUCGCCACGAGCGUUUGGAGUCCAGCAGGAGCAGGCUUUGUGAAAAUGACAUUGAUGAAAUGGCUGUGAACAUGACUGAAGAUGAUAUGGAAAACAGGCCAGUGAUGAAAGACAUUGUUGAAGAAAGUUCAGCACAGGAUUUGAAAGAAACAAGUUCUAUAUCUGAAGACCUAUCUUGCAUAAUCGAUUAUGACUCAGAUGGGCUUAUAAAAGAUAGUGGCAUGAUGCUUCAGGACCAAUAUGGCGAUGGAAAAACUGGAAUAAAUAUGAGAAGUUGUCAUGACAACAAUUCUGGUAUCAGCACCGAUCCAGCUUGUUUGGGCAGUAUUGAAAAUGAACUUGAGGAUACCGCUUCAUCAACCCGCAAUGCAGUUGAAGUUGUUGAAGAGAACACUUCAGAGGCAUCUAAGCUUACACUGAAAUCUAAAAGGCAUCCUGAUAUGGACAAUAAUCCCAAACCCAGCAAAUGCCCAAGACCAAUUGAUGAAUCCUCGAAGUUAUCCUAUAAGUACAGCGUGGAGUCAUUUUGCAGCAUAGAUGACCAUUUACCGGAUGGAUUUUAUGACGCGGGGCGAGAUAUGCCGUUCAUGCCAUUAGAGGAGUACGAACGGAGUCUCGGACUGUAUGCGCGUGAAGUUAUUCUUUUGGACAGAGAACAAGAUGAAGAAUUGGACGCAAUUGCUUCUUCAGCACAACUGUUGUUAUCCAGUUUGAAGAGGCCAAGUUAUUCCGAAACAGAUGAAGAUGCAGGUCAGGACUUGCUAAGGGCAUCAGUUCUUGCUUUGUUUGUCUCUGACUGUUUUGGAGGUUGUGAUCGAAGUGCUUCUCUGAGGAGAACACGGGGAGCUAUUGUUAGCUUGAGGAAGGAGCAACCAUUCAUUUGUACUUGUGCUGCCGGUAGCAUGUGUGAUAGCAAUGAAGCAUCAAAACAAGCCAGUACCCCUCCCGGGCACUUCAAUUUUACUGGUCUCUGUGAUAAAUCAAUACACAUCAUUAAGGAAAGGAAUAAUUCAGGCAUUGUACCAAUAGGGGCAUUGCAGUUUGGUGUUUGCAGGCACCGAGCUGUCCUAAUGAAGUAUUUGUGUGACCGGGCGGACCCUCCAAUUCCUUGUGAGCUUGUGAGGGGGCAUCUUGACUACACGCCUCAUGCUUGGAAUGUUGUCCCUAUUAGACAAGGGAAUAUCUUGGUAAGGAUGAUUGUUGAUGCGUGUUACCCCACGAACAUAAAGGAAGAGACGGAUCCAGAGUACUUCUGCAGGUAUGUUCCCCUCAGUCGACUGCACGUUGCGCUUGAUGAUGAAGGCUAUACACCUCGGUCUUCCUUCCCUUCGGUCUCACUAUGCAAAGAAAUUGAAGCUACAGCUUCCAGCGCUGUCUACCACUGCAAAAUUGGUUCAGUUGAUGCAGCAGCAAAGAUACGGUACCUAGAUACCCGGCGUGCUUCUAAUGAUGAAGUAAAAAAAUUUGAAUACAAGCUUCUUGGGGAAGUAAGAAUGAUGAAUGCUCUAAGGAAGCACAGAUCCAUAGUGGACAUAUAUGGUCACCAACUUUCUUCUAAAUGGGUUCAAGAUGAUAGUGAUAAGGAGUACAGGAUAAUGCAGUCUGUAAUUUUAAUGGAAUAUGUGAAAGGAGGUUCACUGAAGGGCUAUUUGACAAAACUACUGAAAGAGGGCAAGAAACAUGUACCUGUGGACCUGGCAUUUUACAUUGCUCGAGAAGUUGCUUCUGCUUUGUUGGAGAUGCACAGGAAGCUAGUUAUUCACCGGGACAUAAAAAGCGAGAAUGUUUUGGUUGAUUUGGAUUCGAAGAGGAGUCAUGGGACACCAGUAGUCAAACUCUCUGAUUUCGACAGAUCCAUUCCUUUGCAUUCUCUAUCCCAUACAUGCUGUAUAGCUCACCUUGGCACAUAUCCACCCAAUGUUUGUGUUGGGACACCUUGUUGGAUGGCUCCAGAGGUUCUUCAGGCCAUGCAUGAGAAAACCCAGUAUGGACUGGAAGUGGAUAUCUGGUCAUAUGGGUGUUUUAUAUUCGAGAUGCUUACACUUCGCAUACCCUACGAGGGACUACCAGAUUCAGAAAUAUAUGAUCUCAUAAAGAGGAAGAAACAAAGGCCAAGGCUAACUAAAGAAUUAGAAGCGUUCUGGACAGUGGACGAGCCAAUUACAAGGCUGAAGUUGGGGAUCACAUCUGAUGCUCAUGCAGAGAAACUAAGAUUUCUAAUUGAUCUAUUCUACCAGUGCACCAGAGGAACUGCAUCUAGGCGCCCCAAGGCCGAGCAAAUUUACAAUUCGCUUUGCUCCUUACCCACAUGCUAUGACCUGAGCUGACCCCGUGGAUUCUGAAUGAGAAAGCUGAUGGUUAGGCAGUCUCGCUGCCAGAUCGGCCUCGGUCAGGACAGGUUAAACGGGACAGCUAUAGCAGGUCAUUGGAUCUGGCCAGCUUCUGAGUGCCUCGGGGCUCGAACCAGAACACUCCGCAUUUCACUGAUGUUGGUCUUCGGGUGGUGGCGGAAAAAGUCAAACCAAGGCGAUGGGCGACUUUGGCCGCUGAAGCUCCUCCUGGGUCAGUUUUGCAGCAGCGCUGCAUGCUGGCUUCACCUGUUGUAGCAGUCUCCAUCCUGGUCGUGUGUGUAUGUGUAUGUCAUGUAAUAUUUUUCUUCAUAAUUUGCAAUUUUCCAUAACUUAUUAUUCAAUCGAGUCUUCUAAGUUAUCGAUUUAGGUCAAGGCUCCAUUUUUAUGUAUCUGUGUACGUACGAUUGUCGGUCCAGCGGUGAGCCAUGUAACUUUAGAAUGCUGAGUUGUGUAACAAACGGGAACGGGACAAUUUUUUAACAGAGGCUGUGUGUUAUGAUUUCCCUGCCA
Molecule: messenger RNA, 3936 nt
Organism: Triticum aestivum (bread wheat)
Lineage: Eukaryota; Viridiplantae; Streptophyta; Magnoliopsida; Poales; Poaceae
Exons: 10
Coding region: 97-3402 (1101 amino acids)
Biological process (GO): protein phosphorylation
Molecular function (GO): protein binding; ATP binding; protein serine/threonine kinase activity
Source: RefSeq, a predicted model, not a curated record